AUGAAGCGUGGGGUGGACUGGAGCUCCGUCAUCUCUCGCACGCUCACCACUCCCGCAGCCAUGGCUCACCAGCGCAAUCAGCCCUCUAUGGGCGACUCGCUCAAGACACCGCAUUCGCACCCACUGCCCAACUCGCAAGAUCUAGGCAUCUCGCCAAAGGCGUCGCUAGCCUACCCUUCGCAAGACGACUCGAACAGCAGAUUCCUCCUUAGUCCUGUGCUCAACCUACCUGAGGCUUUCGGCAGUGCUUAUGUGGGCGAGACAUUCUCGUGCACGCUGUGCGCAAACAACGAGCUCGAUGCUGCAGACACCACCAGAGCGGUCAGUGGUGUGAGGAUACAAGGAGAUAUGCAGACGCCCUCGAACCCCGCGGGUUCGCCUCUGGAUCUGACAGGGUCGCUCGAAGAUGGCGAAGACGCUGUAUCACCUGGGCCGGGCGAAUCGCUGCAGCGCAUUCUGAGGUUCGAGCUGAAGGAGGAUGGCAAUCACGUUCUGGCUGUCACAGUCACAUACACAGAAACAGCAUUGGGCGAAGGCAAAGCGGCAAGUGGACGCGUGCGAACGUUCCGCAAGCUGUACCAGUUUGUUGCGCAACAACUGCUCAGUGUCAGAACAAAGGCCGGCGAGUUGACCCAGCCGAACGGCCCAUCCAAAUAUCUGCUCGAGGCACAGCUUGAGAACAUGGGCGAGGCUGCGGUCUGCCUAGAGGUGCGUGAUUUGUUCCCAUAUCCUUGGACCCCACAAUGUGUUUACCCGCACCCGUGCCGUCUGUCGUACAGUUCAUCAAUCUGUAACCGAGAUCAUGCACGGCUACCAUUCCUUGGAGUAUUAUCUGCACUAGUUACAUUGCGAAUCUCGUUCCAUGUAAUAUCAACAGCGCGAUAA
Parastagonospora nodorum SN15 is the source of this 885-nucleotide messenger RNA. RefSeq lists its product as hypothetical. The coding region runs from base 1 to 885 and encodes 294 amino acids. Lineage: Eukaryota; Fungi; Ascomycota; Dothideomycetes; Pleosporales; Phaeosphaeriaceae. Gene Ontology annotation, cellular component: TRAPPIII protein complex. The record is from RefSeq and is a predicted model, not a curated record. The transcript is spliced from 2 exons.